UCUGAUGUGUUUUGUUUAGAUUACGUACCUAAUAGUUAUUUAUCGAGAGAAAAGGGCUUAUAUGUUUUAAUUUUCAAAACCUAUGUUUCAUUAUUUGAAAGUAGGAAUUUAGCAUCCUCGUUUUCUGCUGUUGUAUACACAUACGUAUUUUAUCUACCUCUUCAGUUUAUAUGCGUUUUUAAGUGAGAGUUUUAGAAAUUCUUUUUCCUAUUUCAUUUAAAACAGAUGAAAUAGUGAUGCAAGCAAUUUAAACUGAUGAUCUAUAAUCCGGAAUCGCCGAAGUCCCAACGAGUCCGAACUAAAGACUUUUGACUGUAUUUCUCAGAGCUUAUUUCUGUGUUGGAUGUCGGUCAAGAGUUUAGUUUGCUGUUGAAUAAAUCAUCAGUGACAUAGCCUAAAAAUUCACAAGGAAAAUAAUAUUGCUUUCAUCAGUCAAAUUUAUAAAUGUGAAUCACUUUCUCAUCUGUGACUUAGGAAAGAUAAUUUUCUGUUGAUACGUAAUUGUUAAUUUCUUGCAAGGUUUUGGAAAUUCAAACUGAAAUGUGGAUGAAAGUGAAGUAAUUACUACAUGUGGAUGAUUACUAAUGUGGAUGAAAGUGAAUCCCUUGAGGUUCAUGUUAACGAGGGUUUACUGUAACUGUAUUAGGAAGUCAGAUGAUGCAUCAGGUGAGUUUAAUUCAUAUGAAAUGGGUGAAGAAAUUUCAUUUCCUUUUCCAUUCCCCCCGUAUGACGUUCAAAAAGAAUUUAUGAAAGAAUUAUACUCAGUUUUGCAAAAUAAAAAAGUUGGAAUAUUUGAAAGUCCUACAGGUACAGGCAAAUCGUUGAGCAUUAUAUGUGGUGCUUUAAAAUGGUUAAAAGAUUUUCAAGAAAAUAAAAAAGCAGAACUUCAGAAUAUAUUAAAGGAAAACUGUGAAGAUACUGAAGAUGACUGGUUUAACAAUUUCUUAAAGAAACAGGAGAAAGCUUUUAAAGUGGAAGAUGCUAAAAAAGAAUUAAAAAUUUUAAAUGAAUAUGAAGAACGUAUUAAUGAUUUAAGAUUAAAAUUUAAAACCAAGAAAGCCUCUUUUGUGCUUGAUACUCACAACUCAAAGCGAAGAAAGUAUGAGAAUACUGCGGAGGAUAAUAAAAUCAUAGAUGAGGAUUUGUUAUUAGAUGUUCUUCAAGAUGAAGAUGAAAAAGAUGACUGUAAAGAGGAAAAAACUCAUGUUUUGAAAAUAUAUUAUUCCAGUCGGACACAUUCACAAUUAGCACAAUUUUUAGGUGAAAUCAAACGAAGUCCAUACCGUGACUUAAUAACAGUAACUGCUUUAGGAUCUCGGGCCAAUUACUGUAUUAAUGAAGCAGUAUCUAAACUUAAGAAUUUAAGUUUGAUUAACGACCAGUGUGUUGAAUUGCAGCGAAAGAAAGCAACUUCAAAAAAGUGUUGUCCAUUUAUCAAAAAUCUUUCAGACAUGCAGGAUAGUAUUUUGUCAUCUGUAAAAGAUAUUGAAGAAAUAGUACAUAUGGGAAAAGAGUUGCUGUCUUGCCCUUAUUAUGCAUCUCGAAAUGUUAUACCUGAUGUUGAACUCGUUGUUUUGCCAUAUAACAUACUUAUGCACAAAGCUACCCGAGAUGCUUAUGGAAUUGUGUUGAAAAAUAAUGUUCUUAUUAUUGAUGAAGCACACAAUUUGGUGGAAGCUAUCAAUGGGAUGUACAGUGCUGAAAUUACUGGAUUAUGUUUAUUACAAUCCAUUUGGCAAAUUGAUGCAUAUUUUAAGCAGUAUAAUACUAGACUUUCACAGAAGAAUGUAAGGUUUACUAAAUUAUUAAUUUCUGUUUUGAACUCUUUCCUUGGUUAUGUUAAAUCAAGCAACUCUAUUAGCAACUCAGAUAAAUCAAGCAGCUGUAUUAGCAAUUUGGAUAAAUCAAGCAGCUCUAUUAGCAAUUCAGAUUCCAGAAUGAUGUCUUGCUAUGAAUUCAUUAGUUCCUGUGGAGUCAGCCAUGUCAAUUUUUUUGAGCUAGUGAAAUUCUGUGAAGAUAGUCUUAUAGGGAACAAGUUGCAUCGUUUUACUUCUGCAAGAGUUGCUAAAGGAAUUAGCCCAAUGGAUGAUCAGAACAAGAAAACUGAGUUACCGGAAAUAUCUCCAACAACUGCGUAUCUUUCACAGCUUAAAGAAAAGAAAAGUAGUGUAGCAAAGGAAGCCAUUGUUGAAAACAAACAUGAGUAUAAAGAACAAUAUAAGCCAUCUGCAUUUUUUACAUUUAUUCACUUUCUCAAAACUCUUACUUUUCCAACAGAAUAUGGACGAGUUCUUUUUAAUAAAGCAUCUACUGUACAAAAGUCAUCUUUAAAAUUUCUCCAUCUUAAUCCAGCGGCUCAUUUUCAAGAAAUUAUUCAAGAGGCUAGGUCUGUAGUUGUUGCUGGUGGAACUAUGCAACCCAUUUCAGAAUUUGUUGAUCAACUUUUCAUGCCUGCCGGUGUGCCAAAAGAGAGGAUUUCUUUUUUCUCAUGUGGACAUGUGAUACCUUCUGAAAAUCUGUUAGCCAUAGGCAUAGAAACUGGUCCAUGUGGAAGCAUGCUUGACUUCACAUUUAAGAGUAGACAGUUACCUCAAACUGUCAAAGAAGUUGGGAGUGUCCUUUUAAAUAUCUGCAAUUCUGUUCAGGGGGGAAUUGUAUGUUUUCUUCCUUCAUACAAUUAUGAAGAGUUUAUAUAUAAGGAGCUAAAAAAGUCUAAAAUACUGGAUUCCAUUGCAAAACGGAAGAAGAUAUUUCGUGAGCCAAAGUUUAGCAGUGAUGUUGACAGAAUUUUAUCCGAUUAUGCCAAAAGCAUUUCUUUGGCAUGUUCUUCAAAUAGUGGGUCAUCCACUUGUACUGGAUCCUUACUUUUUAGCAUUGUUGGAGGCAAAAUGAGUGAAGGCAUAAAUUUUUCUGAUGAUCUAGGCAGGUGUGUGAUUAUGGUAGGUUUACCAUAUCCUAAUAAAUUCUCUGUUGAACUGAAAGAGAAAAUGUCGUAUUUGAAUCAGAAAGGUGUUUCAUUAAAUAUUAAAAAUGCUGGAGAUAUAUACUAUAAUAAUUUAUGUAUGAAAGCUGUGAAUCAAUCAAUUGGACGUGCAAUACGUCAUAAGAAUGACUAUGCUGCAAUAGUUUUGCUAGAUUAUCGGUAUAAUACUUCAGUUGUAAAAGAUUCUCUUCCAUCCUGGAUAUCAAAAAGUUUCACUUUUCAUCAAAAGUUUGGUCCUGCUUUUUUUGCUUUGAGAAAAUUUUUUGCAGUUCAAAAUAAUACCACUGUUAAAAAGACAUAGUAUCACCAUAGUAAAAGCUAAUUCAGAGACUAAAAAUAUACAUUUUUUAAAGUUCCUCUAUGUAUAUGAAUCUGCUAUUCUUACUGAUAUAAAGUUGUGUUCAUUGUGAUAUAUUUCUAUUGAUUUUGUAUAUUUACGUACUGUAUUAUAGAAUUGGUUUUAAGCAUCUCAUUUUUGAUGUGCUGUUCAUAUAUUUACAUUAAUAUUUUUUACAUAUUUUUAUAUUUUAAUACAAAAAUAAAAUAAUGAAAAUAAAAAGUAUAAAUACAAC
Stegodyphus dumicola is the source of this 3555-nucleotide messenger RNA. Its product is annotated as ATP-dependent DNA helicase DDX11. Gene Ontology annotation, molecular function: DNA binding; ATP binding; hydrolase activity, acting on acid anhydrides, in phosphorus-containing anhydrides. Lineage: Eukaryota; Metazoa; Arthropoda; Arachnida; Araneae; Eresidae. The record is from RefSeq and is a predicted model, not a curated record. Gene Ontology annotation, cellular component: nucleus. Gene Ontology annotation, biological process: nucleobase-containing compound metabolic process; establishment of sister chromatid cohesion.